Penicillium digitatum Pd1 is the source of this 1452-nucleotide messenger RNA. RefSeq lists its product as uncharacterized. Lineage: Eukaryota; Fungi; Ascomycota; Eurotiomycetes; Eurotiales; Aspergillaceae. Gene Ontology annotation, cellular component: mitochondrion. The record is from RefSeq and is a predicted model, not a curated record.
AUGGCGACAAAUAUCAACCGGCUAUGCUUCCUUUCAAGAAGCAAUUCUACGGCUCCUUUCUUAUAUAACACUCGCACGCUUACUCCACUCUCAUCUGCUGCCCGAAAACAAUUCAAUCGUCGCUUUCCGCGCUCUUUUUCUACCCAGAACAAUACCGAGGCAACUGUUGCGACGGAGAACAAAUCAUUAGCGGAGGAUAACACAAGUCAGAACACUUCUGAACAGUCAGCUGCCUCCACCCCGACGAGCGAGACAGCUCCGAAACCGCGGCGAAGCUAUCUGCAGAAACGAGCAGCAUCUGUAUCCGAAAGGCCCAGCCUCAGACCGUCUGUGGCGAAGAAGACCACGAAGAUACCACCGAAGAUCACAACCCAAGAGAAAUUGAUAUUUGGAGGGCUCUUAGAGCAGCUUGGCUUCAAACACGAUGGGGAAACAACCGAGUCAAGCUCGUUGAAACCAAUGAGUGAGGAGAAGAAGGCCGAAAUGGCCGAGCUCAUGUCGGUGUUCGAUAAUCUACUAAAAGACCCAAGGGCAAAGAAGGCGGCUUUGAAAGCCAAGCAGCAAGCGAGGGACGACUAUUCGCCCUAUCGAAGAUCAGAGAAAUCGGAAACGGAAGAACCAAUCCCAGCGGAGAACCAAGGUCCAAAGCGAAUCAACCUCCGUGAUCUGGGCUAUUCCGAGCCCGCCACAGCCAGCGCUGCCGAGGUAACCGUCAGCCUGCGGCGGGCGAUUGAGAUCGUUGUCAAGGCGGAAUCAGAGCACAUUGAAUUCGCACUCUUCCAAGCCAUCGAGGAUGGCAAAGGCGACAUGGGAGUGUGGGAGGUAUGCAAAGAGCGCAUCUUCUCCAUGUUGCGCCACCUAGACGAGAAGUCUCUCGUGGAGGCUUCAGACCCCGAAAGUGCGAGCACAACAGACCGCCUUGAACCACCCUCUCAGCCAUCAGGACUCCUCCGAGUCCCAGCCGUCGUCCCGGUCGCCCCAGUCGUGGUAGCUCUAUACCCGAAGGUUCUCCUAAUCUCCUUCCGCCUGCUGAACACUCACUUCCGUGAAUCCCCACUCAUCCCCCAAUUCCGCUCGACUAUCAAAGAGUACGGCCGGAUCUCUGCUUUCCUCGGUGCUUCAUCCGGGCUGUACGAUGAAUUGAUCCGCUACCACUGGCGAGUAUGCAAGGAUCUCCCCGCUGUGGUAUCCAUCCUGCGCGAGAUGAACCAGCUGGGCAUCAACCCCAGUAGCAAGUCUCGCGGCAUGCUAACCGGACUUAUCAUUCGCCAAGCCCGGGACUUGGAGACUCAUCGGAAAUCCCCGGACGGGAAGGAUUUCUUCUGGGACAUGCCGUCUAAUAAGGAGGCAUUCGAUGAGCUUACUCGGAGGGAUGGGUGGAUGGAUCAGAUCGAGGCGCGCUCAGAGGAAGAGGCGAGGCAACGCCAAGCUACUCGGACUUUCCGCCGUUGA